This is a messenger RNA of Symbiodinium natans, 4539 nucleotides long. NCBI's taxonomy places the organism in Eukaryota, Dinophyceae, Suessiales, Symbiodiniaceae. The record is from the annotation of a GenBank genome assembly.
AUGGAUGGCGAGGAGACCAGCCAGCCGGUGGCCGUGCUGGUGCGCACCGAGGGCGCGCCCAAGUCGGUCCCGCCGCUGAUUGCCUUCAGCCAAUCCAAUUCUUCGGUAUCUGUUGGAAGAGCGGAGAAUAACCAGAUUCCGCUCAACGACAAGAAGAUCUCCAAGAAUCAUGCGCUGCUGACUCUGCGGACCUGCAAGCGGAAGGGUGCGGCUGAUGGCGAGGUCAUGCGUCGCGUUUUCAUCAAGGAUUCAUCGACUUUCGGGACCUUCGUGAACGGAAAGGCGUUGAAGAAAGGCGAGUGGACCAUCCUCCAAGAGAACGACGCGAUAGGCCUACGAAAUCCGCACGGCAACCCCUCCAACGGGGAGUACCGCGUGGCAUACCAGGAUUCCGUGGCGAUUGUGUCCGCGGCCGUGGCGCGGGGCGAGGCUCCUGUGAAGGCAGUCCCCGCAUCCGGUGAGCCCGGGCUCCCCACGGGUAAGGCGCCAAAGCAGAAGCUGCCCGUGCCGAGAGUGAAGACCGAAAUUACGGAAGCCGAGGCAGCUCCCACGAAACCGCGAAAGGCAGCAGCUGUGGAGUCGGCUGUGAAGGCCGAGGAGCCGUUGAGCCCUGUGAGUGAAGUGUCGGGCGCGGGCGAUCGCGAUCCGAGAAAGGCGCCCCCGCCCGCAGCGGUGAAAGCCGAGGCUGGCGAGGCCGCGGCCGAGGACCCGAUGAGCCCUCUCUCCGAAGUUAGUGAAGUCUCUGCUCCUGACGAGGAGGAGAAGAAUGCGGCAGCGUCGAUACCAUUACCAGGCGUGAUGCCAUCGAUGCCAGGAAUGCCAGGAGCGCCGCUGAUGAUGAUGCCUGGAAUGCCUGGAAUGCCGAUGAUCCCGGGAAUGCCUUUCGGCCUCCCAAUGGUUCCAGGAGCACCAGGCCUUCCGUUUGUUCCGCCUCCAGGCUUCCCUGCGCCCUCUUCGGGGCCAGUGCCCAACGCAGCAUUGCCAGGAUCCAAAGCUGCAGGCGCCAAAGCUGCUUCCCUGGCCGUGGCUGCCAAGCCGGUGGUGAUGACGAUCGGUGCAGAGUUCGUUGGCAUGCUGAUUGGGCGAGGUGGCGAAGUCGUAAAGCAGCUUUCCACGGAGAGCGGUGCUCGCAUCGAGAUCUCCAAAACCGAGACCGAGGGCGCCAAAGCUGGCGAGCGCACUGUUUACAUCAGCGGCCUCCAGGAGUCCGUAGACAAGGCCAAAAAGCUCAUCGACGAUGCGAUCGACAAGGCCAAAGAACGCACUGGCCAAGUGAACCCGAACGCGUGCACAUUGAAAGUGCCCCACGAGCUGAUCGGCAUGCUCAUUGGGCGAGGGGGCGAGACGAUCAAGGAUCUGAAGAAAGAAAGCGGAGCUCGCAUUGACAUCGCCAAGGAGGCGGACGAAGAGGGCUCCACCGAAAGGCAAGUGCACAUCACCGGGCCGCCGGAAUGCGUAGAGUUCGCCAAGAAGAUGAUCGAGGACAUGCUCGGAAAGUCCCGGGAGUCCCGCGAGGGCAAAGAUGGCCAGAGGAAAGGCUCGGGAGGAAGGGUGAUCAAGGUGCCGACCGACAUGAUCGGUGUCCUCAUCGGGCGAGGUGGCGAGACGAUCUCAAAGAUCCAGCGCGAGUCCAGCGCACGGAUUGAGAUACACAAGGAGGCUGAUCGCGAAGCCAUGGAGCGGCAAGUGACAAUCACCGGGUCUGCGGAGAACGUCACGAGGGCCAUCAAUGCCAUCGACGACGUCCUCGAUGCGGCGGAGCGAGCCGGCAAAGGUUCCCGGCGCCGGAGGGACCACGAGGCAGACGAGGGUGCGUUGGUCCCAUUGGACCGGAAGCCCUCGCCCGUCCGAGACAGCAGCUGGCUUUCGGAGAAGGUCUACAUCGACGAGGUGGAGAUGCCUUACAGACCGAACUACCUGCCAGACCAUGAGGACGGAAUGCCGACUGACCUGGAGAUCUUUGUCCGGGGCCUUCCCAAGGUUUGUGCCGAACGAGACCUGUGGGAGCAUCUCUACAGGCUCGGAGCAACAGACGUCAAGGAGAUUCUGCUGCUGCGACGGCAAAAGCAAUCCAAGGGCAUGGCGUACGUCGUCUUCAACCGGCACGACCACGCCGUGAUCGCAAAAAACAAGCUCCAGGGAACCCCGGCAUCAUCCAUCCCCUGCGGCGGGGAGCUUCAGGCUGAGGAGAAGCAAAGCCUUUUCGUCCGCUUCUCUGAAUCCGAGCGCUGCAUUAACGGACGCAGCAACGUCUACGGCGCCGACAUGGCUGUGCUCCUCCAGGGCCCCCGUGGCAGGGCCAUGCAGGAGGUCAGGGAGGCGUCCGGCCUGAAAAAGGUGACCCUGACCGGCCGCAGCAUGAAGAGCUAUGGGCAGGUGGAUGAGGACCCGCGGAUGCACCUCGUGGUCUAUUACGACGCCGACGGUGCUGACGACGUCCCAAAAGCCAUAGAGGUUUGGGGGAAGCAGCUUGGCGAGAUCCACCGGGAGAUCGUGGAGCGUAGCAAGGGCAAAGGAAAGGGCAAGGGUUGGCCCUGGAUGCCGCCCCCGCAUUAUUUCGAUGGGCGGCCCCCGAUGAUGCCGCAUCCGUACGGGCCUCCCCCACCGCACCUGAUGCACCAUCCGCCCAUGGGGCCCCCACCAGAGCCGGCGGUGGAGGCCCCGGUGCUUCUAGUGCGCAGAAGGCUGCUUGAGGCGGAGGACGGCCAACCGCCAGAGCUUAGCAAGGAAAAGGUCAUCGAGGCGACGAGCCUUCGGGGGCGCGAGCUGAGAUGGCAGCCUUGGCCGGAAGUGAACAAGUUCAAUGGUGAGUGGAAGGUGACUCCCUUGCGUUGGGGACUUCGCGGUGAGCUUUUUGUUCUCCUGCGCCACCGGGAGUCGGGGGAGACGCGCGUUUGUGCUGCAGAGGUUCAAAGUCCCUUGGACAAGUGGCCAGUCCUCCACACGAACGCGACCUCCUCGUCACAGCCAUCUGCAAGGUACAAAUCUUUCACCUUCAACGAGCAUCUCUUUGUGAUCUCCAUCGACAGGGAGUCGGGCACGCUGAAGGUUUUCCAUGUGCCGGACCCCUCCUCCUCGUGGAACGUCGCCUUUGAGACCACGCUCCCGGAAGAUCCGAGUGAGUGCCAGGACUUUCCACUUAGUCGACGUGCAAAGCUCUGCAUUUUCUACGCCAUGGAUCGUACUCCGUACGUUGUGGCUGUGGAGCCCAAUGCGGAGGAGGGCGAUCGGAUAGCCUCGGUUUUCCGGAUUGCGGACCCGGCGAAAGCCUGGACGCUUUGUGCUGAACGCCCGGCGCUGCCACCCAAGGUGCGGCUCCUCAUGGUGUACACCAAAUCAAGGUCGCCGAACCCCACAGAAUUUGAGGCGUCACUUUUCGCAAUUGACGCAGAUGCCGGAGAGAUGAAGGUCUUCCAGGUUCCCUCCGACAUGGACAAACCUUGGAAACUGAUUUCAACGCUGCCAUUUGCGGGCGAUACACGCCUCAGUUGCAUCUACGUGCCGGGCAAGCCUGAGCCACUGCUCAUGGCCGGUAGCCCCACAGAGAAGAUGCAGAAGCUCUGCCACCUGAACCUUAUGGAGUGGCGAAUGUCCAAGCAGGAUGAGAGAUUGCCGCCGCCCAAGGCGCCGGUCGUGGAGGAGAAGUUCAGUCGGCCAAUGUCCUCGCUCUGGCCCGAGGGCAAGGAUGGGCGAGACCCGCAGACAGUCGUGGCGCUGCCCAUCGACUGCACUGCCGACCUCGCGGUGAGUCGGCAUACCUGGGUGACGAUGCCCGUCUUGCCUCCGGGCGCCGAAAUGCACGGGCCACCGGGCAUGCCACCGGGACAUAGGCCACCCUUCGACUAUGGCCCAGGGCCACCUCCGCAUUUUGACGGCAGGGGGCCUCCUCCUCCGUUCAUGGGUGGACCCCCACCACCCUAUCGGCCCCCGUUUGAGCGGCCACCGCCCGGAUGGUUGGAUGCGCGGCGCCCGCCUUUUGACAUGCCACCAGGUGCACGACCUCCCUUUGAGGGUGGGCCCCCACCCCACCUUCCGCCAUUCGAGAGGCCGCCGGGGCCGUUCGACGCACGGCCGCCCUUCGAAGGAGGCCGGCCGCCGUUUGAGGCGCCGCCUGGAGAUUGGUUCGGCGGCAAGGGGAAGGGCAAAGGGCCACCUCCGGGAAUGCCGCCAGGAGCUGCGCCGGAUGGCGCGCCCGCGGAAGGUGAGGGCGAGGGGCACAGGCGGCGUAGACAUCGACACCGCCGGGGAGAGGAAGGCGAUGGCGAAGGUCGAAAACGCCGCAGAGCAGAAAGAGCAGAGGCCCCCGAGGCAGACGGGGCACCGAUGGACGCCCCGCCGGGAGACGUCCAGGCGCCUGCGGAUGCACCGCCGGGGGACGUGCAGGCACCGGCCGCGACAGACGGAGCCGAGCCAGAAAGAAAGCGACAUAGACGGCGGCACAAGGACCCGGACAAGGACAGGUCCAAGAGCCGCGAGGACGGUGAGCGGAAGCACCGCCGCAGAAGAAGGAGAGCGGAAGGAGACGACCCUGGGAGCUAG